Messenger RNA from Daucus carota subsp. sativus, 1437 nucleotides. Its product is annotated as protein FAR1-RELATED SEQUENCE 5-like. Lineage: Eukaryota; Viridiplantae; Streptophyta; Magnoliopsida; Apiales; Apiaceae. Gene Ontology annotation, biological process: regulation of DNA-templated transcription. The record is from RefSeq and is a predicted model, not a curated record. Bases 1 to 1437 code for a protein of 478 amino acids. The transcript is spliced from 2 exons.
AUGGCAUCUUACAUAUUUCAAAAAUUAACAUCCCCUAGUAAGCCCAUUACACCUAAUAAACCUAGAAUUGAGAUUGUGGAGGAGGUUGUUGAUAAUGAUGUUGAGGAGGUUGGUGAUGAUGAUGUUGAGGAGGUUGGUGAUGAAUGUUUUGAUGAUUUUUAUGACAAACAAAAUUCAAAAGAUGAUUAUGAUUUGAAUGAAAUUUGUCCUUGUGUUGGUCAAUUGUUCGAUAGCUUAUAUAAAGCGGAGAUGUUUUAUAGAGAUUAUGGUAGACGUGUUGGUUUUGAGGUGAUAAUUAGAACCACACAUAGACGUGUGAAAAGUAGGAAAAUUUGUUCGCGUUUAUAUAUAUGUCGAAAGGGUGGUCGACUAGUACUCAAGUCGUUGGAUGAAGGUACGGAUGUUCAUAAAAGAAGGAGAAAUUGGGAUUCAAUUUGUAGAACGCAUUUCUUGGCGGGGAAGUACGUUGUUCAUAGGGAAAAAUUGAAGAAAUGGGAAGUGACAUUGGUUAAUUUAAAACACAAUCCCACAAUGAUUUCAAAGGAUGAAGUGCUUUUCAUGCAAAGGCCAAGGAAUAUAAUUCCCGUUAUUCGGCAAUUAAUUAUAACAUUGAUUAAAUCGGGUAUUGGGCCUUCAAACACUUUAAACAUGUUAGGAGAGUUACCGGGUGGCUGGGAGAAUAUUGGAUUUAGUAAUGAAGAUGUUCGGAAUGUAUUGCGUGAUAUUCGACAUUAUGUGUUUGAUUCGAGUAAUGCUUUAGAGGGAUUGGCAUUACUUGGAGAAUUGAAACGUAAUAGUCAAGGUGAAUUUUUCUAUAAACUUGACGUGGACGAGGAAAAUCGUGUAUUGAAUGCGUUUGUGCCAUUUACCGGGGUGAAUCACCAUUAUCAGUCGAUUUUGUUCGGAUUUGCCCUGAUAAGGGAUGAGACCGAAGAAUCUUACUUAUGGGUGUUUAAGAGUUGGUUGGAGGCUAUGGGGAACGUGGCUCCACAAACAAUCAUCACCGAUCAAGACAUUGCUAUUGGAAACGCAAUUGCCGAAGUUUUGCCUAACACAAUUCAUUUAUAUUGUAGGCGGCAUAUAAGAACAAAGUUUGGUGAAAUAUUGUCGCAUUUAUAUGCAAAUCAUGAUCACUUCAAAGAAGAUUUCAACUCUUGCAUCUACAAGUCACUAAUGGGUGCACAAUUCGAAGAUAGGUGGGAGGCAUUAGGUUUAAAAUACGAUUUGAUGAACCAUUCUUGGUUACAAGAUAUGUACUCCGUUCGACACAAGUGGGUCCGUGUUUACACUAAACUUCACUUCACAACCGGGAUGACCACUACCUCCAGAAGUGAGUCAAUGAAUUCUUUCUUCGAUGAAUUUGUCAAUGCUAGUACCGGUUUGAAAGAGUUUAUAGAGAAUUCACGGAAAACGUUGGAGAAACAAAAAUUUACGUGA